GCCGUCGGUCCUAGAUCCACCCACGCCACACGAGUCUGAAAACAGUGCCUUAAAACCCUAAUUAAAAUUGAAUAUUACACGUAGAAUCUGAAUCUUUUGAAAAACUGGUCAGAAUCAACGGCCCCGAUCAAAUCCACAACCCCUAUAUACAUGUUCAUGCGAUUCAGCAGACUGCGUGUUCAUUUUGUCUGCGGAGACUCUUUCCAAAGCUCACCCAGGGAGACAGAGAGAGACACACACAGAUUUGUAGAGAGAGAAAGAGAAUUUUAGAUAGAGAGAGGCGCCAUGUGUGGAAUACUAGCAGUUUUUGGCUGCGUGGACAACUCUCAGGCCAAACGGUCCCGAAUCAUCGAACUCUCCCGGAGGUUGCGCCAUAGAGGUCCUGAUUGGAGUGGCUUGCACUGCCAUCAGGAUUGUUACCUUGCUCAUCAACGAUUAGCUAUUAUGGAUCCUGCUUCUGGAGAUCAGCCCCUUUAUAAUGAAGACAAGACGGUUGUUGUGACAGUUAAUGGAGAGAUAUAUAACCAUAAGCAGUUGAGAGAAAAGUUGAAGUCUCAUCAGUUCCGAACUGGAAGUGACUGUGAAGUGCUUGCUCACCUUUAUGAAGAAUAUGGAGAAGAAUUUGUGGAUAUGUUGGAUGGAAUGUUCUCCUUUGUUCUGCUUGACACCCGUGAUAAAAGUUUCAUCGCUUGUCGGGAUGCUAUUGGCAUUACCCCACUUUACAUGGGCUGGGGUCUUGAUGGUUCUGUUUGGUUUGCAUCAGAAAUGAAAGCUCUAAGUGAUGAUUGUGAAAGAUUCAUGUCUUUCCCUCCUGGUCACAUAUAUUCUAGCAAAAGUGGAGGGCUCAGAAGGUGGUUCAACCCACCAUGGUUCCCAGAACAAGUACCUUCAACUCCAUAUGACCCCCUAGUCUUACGUGAGGCCUUUGAGAAGGCUGUGGUCAAGAGACUUAUGACAGACGUACCAUUUGGUGUACUUCUGUCUGGAGGCCUUGACUCAUCAAUUGUUGCUGCUGUGGCCUCCCGUUACAUGGUCGAAUCAGAAGCUGCUUGCCAGUGGGGAUCACAGUUGCAUACUUUUUGCAUUGGUUUGAAGGGUUCUCCAGAUCUGAAAGCUGCCAGAGAGGUAGCAGAUUAUCUUGGCACUCGCCACCAUGAGUUUUACUUUACUGUUCAGGAAGGCAUCGAUGCACUUGAGGAAGUCAUCUAUCAUGUUGAAACAUAUGAUGUGACCACUAUUAGAGCCAGUACUCCAAUGUUCCUUAUGUCUCGGAAAAUUAAAUCUUUGGGAGUAAAAAUGGUUCUUUCUGGUGAAGGUUCAGAUGAAAUUUUUGGUGGUUACUUGUAUUUCCACAAGGCACCCAACAAGGAGGAGUUUCACCAGGAAACAUGUCAAAAGAUCAAAGCUCUGCAUCUGUACGACUGCCUUAGGGCCAAUAAAUCAACUUCAGCAUGGGGUGUGGAGGCUCGUGUACCUUUCUUAGAUAAAGAAUUCAUCAACAUUGCAAUGAGCAUUGAUCCAGAGUGGAAGAUGAUUAGGCCUGAUCUUGGAAGGAUUGAGAAGUGGGUUUUACGUAAUGCAUUUGAUGAUGAUCAGAAACCAUAUCUGCCAAAGCACAUUUUGUACAGGCAGAAGGAACAGUUCAGUGAUGGAGUAGGUUACAGUUGGAUUGACGGAUUGAAGGAUCAUGCAAAUGAACAUGUCACCGAUUCAAUGUUGUCGCAUGCAAGCUUCGUAUACCCUGAAAAUACGCCUGCCACAAAAGAGGCUUACUAUUACAGGACCAUUUUUGAGAAGUUCUUUCCGAAGAAUGCUGCGAGGUCAACGGUUCCAGGAGGUCCCAGUGUGGCCUGUAGUACUGCAAAAGCCGUGGAAUGGGAUGCAUCAUGGGCAAAAAAUCCCGACCCAUCAGGUCGUGCCGCUCUUGGUGUUCAUGCAGCUGCUUAUGAGGAAGCAGUGGAGGCUAAGAAUGCUAGUGUGAUGAACGGUCUCCCUGAGAAAAUACAAGGAGCAGCAGAGAAGACUGCAACAGUUGCUUGAUUAAAAGAGCUAGUUUGUUUUUAUUUUUUUGUAUCUAAAUAGCACAUUUUUUUUUGUUUAUUUUAUCUCGUAGGCAUUGUGACAGCUUUUCCUUGUGAUACUCAUCAUCCUUUCAGUACUCUCCUAGUUUCUUAUGUUCAACUUUUUUCUUAAAAAGACUGGUCUAAACAUGAAGUUCCUCCUAACAAAUCAUUCUCUCUGAUCUUAAAAGGAGCAUUUUGAUUUUGAAGACGGAUAUUUAUUUAUUUAUUUUUUU
Messenger RNA from Camellia sinensis, 2296 nucleotides. Its product is annotated as asparagine synthetase [glutamine-hydrolyzing] 2. The record is from RefSeq and is a predicted model, not a curated record. Gene Ontology annotation, molecular function: asparagine synthase (glutamine-hydrolyzing) activity. Gene Ontology annotation, cellular component: cytosol. NCBI's taxonomy places the organism in Eukaryota, Viridiplantae, Streptophyta, Magnoliopsida, Ericales, Theaceae.